Dibothriocephalus latus is the source of this 564-nucleotide messenger RNA. The record is from the annotation of a GenBank genome assembly. NCBI's taxonomy places the organism in Eukaryota, Metazoa, Platyhelminthes, Cestoda, Diphyllobothriidea, Diphyllobothriidae.
AUGUCCAUCCCUGGUGAGUCAGAGAUUCACAGUCUGUUUAUGGAUUUCAUUCGUGCAUUCUAUGUCAUGUUUGAAGAAGCCCGGAAUGCAAAACAACAGGAUCAACUGUUGAGACAAGUCAUUAAAUAUAAUCGUACUCGGUGGUCCACAAACGUUUUUGGAGGAUUGCAGCGGUUCUACCAAAGACGAAAUUCUCUGUCGAUCGUCAACGGCUGCAUCCUGUACUACGAACGUGUCGCGGUGCCACAGAAACUACAAGCAAGGGUCUUGAGACAGUUUCACACUGGACAUCCGGGCAUCAACCGGAUGAAGGCUCUCGCUCGCAAUUAUUUGUACUGGCCUCACAUGAACAAACAACUGGAACAGCUGGCGUCAAUGAAGGCAACACUCAAGGCCUGGCCUGUUCCACGAGCCCUAUGGUCUAGGGUCCACAUCGAUUAUGCCGGAUCGAUCAAUGGCCAGAACAACCUUAUCGCCCUUGACACAUACAACAGAUGGCCGGAAGUGAUUCUCAAACGCUUCGGCCACUAUUCAGCAGAUUUGGCUGUCCCGAAACUGUGGUGA